Pecten maximus is the source of this 1634-nucleotide messenger RNA. RefSeq lists its product as uncharacterized. The record is from RefSeq and is a predicted model, not a curated record. Gene Ontology annotation, molecular function: serine-type endopeptidase inhibitor activity. The transcript has 7 exons. The coding region runs from base 240 to 1340 and encodes 366 amino acids. Lineage: Eukaryota; Metazoa; Mollusca; Bivalvia; Pectinida; Pectinidae.
GAAUAAGGUAAGUGUUCUGGCUUCCAUUUCGGUUGAAUUCAGUCAUUGGUACGGCUGUGCGGGUCAUGGUUACAAAAGUAAAUGGUAUUUGAUUGUUGUAGGAAAAAGUGCCACGUGAAGUUCGAGUAAUGUUCAAUAAGGGAAGGAAGCAGUAGGUACACACUAUAUGUAAAUCAGGGUGUUGUUAUCGGAUACGUGUGCAGGGUUCGAAGUCUGGUGGUAUUUAAUAACUUCCCAGAAUGCAUCUUCUGGCAUUGUUCCUGCUAUAUUUCCUGGGGCCACUGCUAAUAAACGGACAAUUUAAUAAAUUCAUAUCGAGAAUAACAACUGCAAGCACCGGAAGUGGUUCAUCCGCAACUGGAAGUGACGAGUGUUCAGGAGUGAGGGUAUCAUGUCUUCCUGCGCCGUGGUGCAGACGAACGACGGACGAUAGGGGCUGCUACAAGUGCGAAUGCUCUGAACUUGCGAAUACACAAAAUAAGAACGACAACCCUGUAUUUACCUCCGACCAUCGCCAACAAAGUGCGCCUCAAUCAUACAGCCCAUUCCUGAACAUGCUAUCUGGCGCAAAUGGGCCCGGAAUCGGCGCACAUCCGGGCUCAGGAGUCAUGUCAAUGACAGGCGUUAACCCUGGCUUUGGGGGUGGUUCUCAAAUGGGGCCUAUGAAUCCUAUGGCCUCAAUGUUCGGAGCAAAUAGUAUGUAUGGUGGAGGAGGACUUUCGAGACCCAUGAGUGGAUUUGGAGGAGUUCCGAAUGUUCCUCAUGGCCCACAGGAUUCGGCCGGAACCGGAAGUGACUGCAGCCCCGCCCCUUACACAUGCAUGGCGCCGCCACCUUGGUGUCAGAGGUUGCCGGAUUCAAAAGGCUGUGUAAAGUGCUAUUGUGGUCAAGAACUCACAAAAUUCCUUCAGACGAUGAAUACUAUAACCAACAAACCUGAAAUUACGUCACAGAAAAAUCAUUCCUCCGGAACUACAUCGGAUACUUCCAUAGGAACAACACUUUCCGCCAUAUUGAGAUCAACUGAGACAACAACCAUGACAACACCUCGACCUCCCCUUGGUAAACCGUGCCUAGCAACCUUCAUGUGUACAUUGACAUGUGACACCGGUUACCAGACAGAUGACGACGAUUGUCCAGUGUGUGCGUGCAUGGACAGCCAGAUUCCUCUGUUUAGCGACCAAACACCCGUCGCUGACCUUCACACUGUGGUUCCGGGUUCGACUCUAGAUAAUGUUAUAAUAAUGUGUCCGGGUAUUUUUGACUGUGACACCGUCUGCAUGACAGGCUAUCAGACAGAUGCAAACGGCUGUCCCAUUUGUCAGUGUGAAACCAACUGACCAAUCAAAUGCCGUGUUUUAUUGAGACACGGUGAUAUGCAACUAUAAUAAUAUGCUUGACUUUGUUGUAAGCAAAAAUAAAUGUACAGCCAAAUGUAUGUCCUUGACGCCGUGAUUUAGAUAAGCUAUAUCAGGCCAAUAUGUGACACGUCUACACAGCAGGGGACACCAACGUCGCUUAGCAACAAAAUUAUAUUUCCUUAAAAAAGUACCGGUGUAAGAGGAGAAUAGGGCCAGUUCUCGAUUCAAUUUUGGUUUUGUAUCUUAUUAAGUUGACAAUAAAUGUGAAAUUAC